Megalops cyprinoides (Indo-Pacific tarpon) is the source of this 2092-nucleotide messenger RNA. RefSeq names its product mucolipin-3-like. The transcript is spliced from 14 exons. The coding region runs from base 250 to 1908 and encodes 552 amino acids. Gene Ontology annotation, molecular function: NAADP-sensitive calcium-release channel activity. The record is from RefSeq and is a predicted model, not a curated record. Gene Ontology annotation, cellular component: plasma membrane; lysosomal membrane. NCBI's taxonomy places the organism in Eukaryota, Metazoa, Chordata, Actinopteri, Elopiformes, Megalopidae.
AAACUCCAAACUGAAAUGAAUUUCAAACAGAGGUCGUCUUGGUGCAUGCAUCUCUCCUCUGCUCAUCGCGACGCUUUCUUCAGUUUGGCAGAUCUGUUUCCUGCUGGGAUGACAGUCUCCACUCCGCGGUGACUGGAGCGCAGUGACGGACACAACCUGGCAGCGUCGCGCCACAACGAUAACCGUGUGUCUGCUGCUUUACCCGGCAAGUUAUUCUCAUAAUUAUUGGAGUAUUUUAAGGAUACAGGGAUGGACGGACAGACGCCCCCCGGCUUCCCCUGUCUGUGGGCUAAGCGUGACGGGGAGCCAGACUCAGAGGCCGUGGAUAAUUUCCGCAGGAAGCUCAAAUACUAUUUCAUGAAUCCCUGCGAUAAAUUCAGAGCACGAGGACGAAAACCAUGGAAACUUAUGCUUCAGAUCCUUAAGAUCUGCCUCAUUACAAUUCAGCUGGUGUCAUUUGGACUCAGUAAUCAGAUGAUGGUCACAUUUAAAGAGGAGAACCUUAUGGCUUUCAGACACCUCUUUCUGAAAGGAUACACUGACCGCAGCCUGGACUCGUAUGCUGUGUACACCAGGAAAGAAGUGUAUGACCACAUCGACUUUAUCCUUCAUCAGUACACAAGCCUUCAGAAUCUGACUGCGGGUAACCAUGCCUACGAGAUGACUGGUGGCACGGCCACGCCCCUCUCUCUGUGCCAGAAUUUCUACCGAGACGGCAGCAUCUUUCCCGGCAACGACUCUUUCCACAUCGACCCCCACAUUGAGACGGAGUGCACAGAUGUGUACCCCUUCCAGCCGCUGACACUCCCCCUUUCAGCAGGAGAGCAGCUGAAUUUCACUCUGGACUUCAAGAGGUUGCUCUCUGUAACUGUUUACUUCAAGUUGAAGGCCAUCAAUCUGCAGACCGUGCGCCACCACGAGCUGCCAGACUGCUACGACUUCUCCAUCACUAUAACCUUCGAUAACCGAGCCCACAGUGGAAGAAUAAGAGUCACUUUACACAAUGAUGUCAGCAUCACGGAGUGUAAGGACUGGAAUGUGACAGGAGCCUCUGGCGGAAGCAUCCAGUCCCUGCUGCUUUUUGACUCCCUCGUUAUCUUGGCCUGCAUGGGGUCCUUCAUCCUGUGUGUCCGCUCUGUCAUCACUGGGCUGCAGCUGCAGGCUGAGUACGCUGCCUUUUUCCAAAUUCACCGUGGGAAAAAGGUGUCCUGGUCAGACAGAAUGGAGUUUGUGAAUGGCUGGUACAUCCUGAUCAUCAUUAGUGAUUCGUUAACUAUUGCUGGCUCUGUUCUCAAAAUGGAAAUCCAGACGAAGAAUUUAACGAAUUACGACGUCUGUAGCAUUUUACUGGGCACAGCUACAAUGCUGGUUUGGGUUGGAGUGAUCCGGUAUCUUGGCUUUUUUGAGAAAUAUAACAUUCUCAUCCUCACCCUGAGAGCAGCGUUCCCGCUUGUGGUUCGGUUCUGCUGCUGUGCGGGUAUGAUCUACCUAGGCUACUGCUUCUGCGGCUGGAUCGUCCUGGGACCUUACCACAGCAAGUUCCAAACCCUGAACACAGUGUCGGAGUGCCUGUUCUCCCUCAUCAACGGAGAUGACAUGUUCCGCACUUUCAGAGGGGUUCACCAGAAGAACUACCUGGUGUGGCUGUUCAGCAGGCUGUACCUCUACUCCUUUAUCUCGCUCUUCGUCUACAUGGUGCUCAGCCUCUUCAUCGCCCUCAUCACAGACACCUAUGAGACCAUUAAGCGGCAACAGAAGCAGGGUGGAGUUGCACUGUCAGAACUGCAGGCGUUUAUAGAGGAGUGUAAGGACCCGCCCAGCUCUGGGAGAUACAGGAAGCCGCCCACCUCCUGCCUGUCCUGCUGCUGCCUGCUGUCAGAUGAAGCCAAGGAAAGGCUGUUAUGCUGAGAGGAGACGGGAAAAAUCCACUGGUAGCAGAUCCAAAGCCGCCUCACACAAUGACUCCAUGCACAACCACUGCAGUUAAUGAAGGAAGAAUAUAGAUUCCAAAACAUCUGAAAAUAUUUGCUCCAUAUUUGUCUAAUAUUUGUGAAGAUGAAAGAAGGAAAGAUGGAGAAUAAUAAAAAAUUGA